UCCACGAUAUGCAAAAACACCUCGAAGCCUGAUUAUCGUGGUUUCCUUGUUGAUCUGAACUUCGUCCCGACCUUUGAGCUGGGAACGCGAAAGCCUACUCCAUCCCUCCAUAGAAAUUAGAACAAGUAACCACCAUGAAAGAGGGAGAAACCGAAGAAAGUUCAGAAUCUUCCGAAAGCGAAGCAGAAGUCGAACCGCAAGUGAGCAUGGCCCCGCGCCCGUAUCAAGUAGAACUCCUAGAACGAGCUAAGGAAAGAAACACAAUUGUUUGCCUGGGAACAGGCACUGGGAAGACAUUCAUCAGUGUCAUGCUGAUAAAGGAAAUGGCGCACCAAGUCAGAGCGACGUACAAAAAUGGCGGGAAAAGAACCUUCUUUCUUGUAAAUACAGUCUCUUUAGCCAGUCAACAAGCCAAAGUCAUUGACAAACACACGGAUUUGAAGGUGAAGCAUUAUGUUGGAGAGAUGGGAGUGGACUUCUGGAACGAAAGUGAAUGGGAAAAAGAGUUCAAUGAAAACAACGUUUUGGUCAUGACUGCACAGAUAUUUCUUGAUCUUCUGAAUCAUAGUUACAUUCAACUUUCACAAGUGAAUCUGCUUAUUUUUGAUGAAUGCCACCAUGCUAAAAAAAAGCAUCCAUAUAGGCAGAUAAUGCAGGUAUUUGAUGGCAAAAGAGCUGAUCAUCCCAAGAUCAUGGGGUUAACAGCUUCUGUGGUGAACAAAAAAGUAAAAGAUUUGGGGAAUUUACUAGAAUCUGAAAUACGAGAGUUGGAAUGUACCUUAAGGUCAACAUGUGAGACCAGCCAAGAUGAAGAGGUUGAGAGGUUUGCUGCCAAGCCAAGAGAAGAAGUUUUGACAUAUUCAAAUGAUGACAUGAUGGAUGAUUCACGCAUCUUAAUUCAAAAACUUCAAGAUGUUUUAGCCCCAGGACUGGACUUCCUUCAGGACUCCAGGGUGUCACGUGAAGGACCUUUGUGGAAUGCACUCUCCUAUGCAAAGUUUGCUCUGAGGGAAUGCCAGGAGACAUUAGGAGAGCUUGGUCCUUGGGCAUGCAAUAGAGUAGCUGGAUACUUAAUCAAGGAUCUAGACAGGGAAUGUAUGUUUCAAGUCAGCGAAAAGGGACAGCUGUUUUGUGAGUUUAGUGCAACUAAGCUGAGAGAGCUGCAAAGCGUAUAUCACAAUUUUACAUCACCCUGCACCGACAGUACUGACCCUGACAGCAAUGGACAGUGUUUCAUCACACCCAAGUUGCAAAAGUUAUUAAGUGUUUUAAAAGGAGACAGGAAUUCAAAAUAUGAAACUGACCAAGCACAUAAGCUCUGUGGCAUUGUAUUUGUGGAAAGAAGAUACACAGCUUUGGUCCUCAGUGAGCAGAUUAACAUUUUCGCUGAACAUGAUCCUGAGCUUACCUUUGUCAAAAGCAAGUUUGUCACUGGUCACGGCACUGGCGGAAAGGUUAAUUACUCCAAUGAAGCAGAAAUGGACUUCAAGACGCAAGAAGAAGUCCUACGCCAAUUCAGAAGACAUAAAUUCAACCUGUUGAUUGCAACUUGCGUUGUGGAGGAGGGAUUGGAUAUUCCCAAAUGUAAUGUUGUUUGUCGUUUUGAUUUCCCAAAGAGUUUCCGCUCCUAUGUGCAGUCGAAGGGCAGAGCCCAUGCCAAAGAUUCCAGCUAUUAUAUCCUUGUAGACAGAGAAGAGCAAGUGGAAAAGAAAUCUGAACUGGCGAUUAUGCAUGAUUUUGAAGAUUCCCUGUCAAAGAUGUGCCAUGAUCGGACUGAACCUACUGAAGAAGAGUGUGAUGAGGCUGUUGAUACAGAUUUCUUACCUCCAUACAUACCAGAGAAUGGACGAGGAGCAAGACUUACUAUGAGUAGUAGCGUUCCUCUGUUAUCCAGGUACUGUGCCAAGCUACCAGGUGACAGGUUCACUCAUCCAACGCCGGUGUUUAAGGUCGAGGAAAUUGGAAAAAAUGUUUACAGGUGUAAAUUAGAAAUGCCCACAAACUGCCAAUUGCGUAGAGCUAUAAUUGGUCUUCCAAUGCCGCGUAAGGACCUUGCUAAGAUGGCUGCAGCCUACGAGGCAUGCAAAGAGCUCCACAGCAUAGGAGAGCUUAAUGACGACUUGUUACCAGUCCGCAGCUUAUCAGACGAGGAAAGCGAGUCAGAGGAAGAAAACGCUGCAUCCGGUGUAGGAAAAAAGACCAAAGCAGGAACAAAGAAACGAAAGAGAAUCUAUGAGAGGAAGGUCCCUGAGGCAUUCAUUGACAGCUUGGCUCAUUGCAAACAGCCCCAGUACCUCACGGUCAUCAGGAUACGUAUCGUUAAACUAACUAACCAGAAAGAUCUUGAUGUGAGCAAACGAUGCUUCACAGACGACUGCUGCAACAUGUUUGGCUUGUUAACAAAUUCUCCACUUCCAGCGGUACGACCAUUUAAACUGUACCCGGAUUAUGGAGAAUUAACAGUUUCUCUGAGUAAUCACAAGUCACCGUUACCAGCAAAGCUCACCGAAAAACACCUGGAAACUGUUAAGAAAUUCCAUUGCUUCUUGUUCAGCCACAUUCUCCGUAAACCAGUGGAAUUAAAAGCCAAACAUGAAGGUGGUAAGGGAGACGGUUACUUCAUUGUUCUGGUGAAGAAUACUGGGCGUGAGUUGGACUAUCAAGGUAUGAAAGAUGCGUAUGAAAGAUGCGUUAAUCAUGCUAUUGGCGAGGACAGUGUGGUCACAAAGAAUUACGUGGAUCCGCAGCAGAGGCUGCAGAGGUUUGCUGUUCUGAACGUGCGUCGUGAUCUCUCUCCAUUGUCUCCCUUCCCAGAUCAAUCCAAAGCAAAAUCUUACGAAAGGUACUUCCGGCAGCGCUAUGGCAAAAGCAUUAAAAUCCAGGAUCAGCCUCUCAUUGAAGUGAGGGACAUUUCCGGCAGAGUGAAUUUUUUAUCGGACAGAAAACCAACGUCCAAGAUGAAGCAUCCUGUUAUUUGCCUUGUUCCAGAGUUGUGUGAAGCGGUGCCUAUGCGUGCGUCCAUUCUCAGUGUGGCCUUGAUGCUGCCAUCUAUUCUUCACCGUGUGAACGCUUUUUUGCUUGUCAGUGACGUUAAGUGCAUGAUCGCAGGAGUGAGUGACAACACAGACGAAUCCAAACUGCCUCCCAUUGGUGCUGAGGGUGGUAAUGAUGAGAAGAGUUUACUCCGCCUUCAUAAAAACAGUGCUACCGCGGAGAUGUCCAUAGAUGAUGAUGAAUACGAUGACGAUAAUGAUGAUUUUGACGAUGACAAUGACGAUGACAAUGACGACGAUAAUGAUUUGGAGGAGUCUCCAGAGCUGAUUUCAGAUCUGAAGUAUUUGUUUCGUUGUAGUCGUGAGCCUGAUAAUCCCGACUCGGCCCUGGUACUUAAAGCACUGACCACCACCCACAGUGGAGACGCAUUUGAUUUGGAGAGGCUCGAGAUGCUCGGAGACGCGUUCUUGAAGCUAGCGGUGUCGCUUCACCUUUUCUGGACCUACCAAGACAAAGACGAGGGGAAAUUGACCCGGCGGAAGAAAAACCAGAUCAGCAAUCUGGCGCUGUUCCGCGCGGCGCUCAAGAAAUCAUUAGCGGGAUAUCAACAGUGCGUCCAGCUCGCUCAUGACAACUGGUGCCCCACGGGCUGGCAGAUCAAUGAAAUUCCACCCGAAGCCAUCACUGGCUCACGUGACAAACCCAUGGAAAGCGACAACGAUACUUCCGGUGCUGCAGAUGAGGAAAUGGAAGUCGAUGUUGCUAGUGGAGGUGGAUCUGAUGGAGCUGAUAUGAAAGCAGUCGAGUACAACACUCAGGUGAUAGCAGACAAGUCAGUUGCUGACAGCAUUGAGGCCCUCAUUGGAGCUUAUCUGAUCUCAUGUGGGUAUCUUGGGGCGCUGCGCUUCAUGAAGUUCCUUGGUCUUAAGGUUCUUCCCGAAAAUUUCGAUGACGACAACCUUUUCAGGUAUGCGGAGAAUUGCAAGGCGGGUUGUUACGCGAGAUUUUGGUCCUGUGGAUCAGAUGAAACUGUAGCUCGAGACACUGAAGAUAUGGUUUCACGCAUGGUUUCUGGGUUGGAGAACUUUGAAAGAGACUCCCUUCGUUAUACUUUCAGUUCAAAGCUGUAUCUUCUAGAGGCUCUAACACACUCCUCGUACCAUGCUAAUCGCUUCACGCCAUGUUAUCAGAGACUAGAGUUCCUUGGAGACGCUAUAUUAGACUUCCUCGUCACGCAGCACUUGUACUUCCGUCAGGCCAAAUUGUCCCCCGGUGAGUUGACGGACAUCCGCCAGGCCUUGGUUAAUAACAACAUCUUUGCAGCCAUUGCCGUGAAAUACAAAUAUAACAAGUAUCUGAAGCAGAUGUCACCGAUGUGGUUCAAAACCAUCGAAAAUUUUAUCACCAAAGUGGAAGAUGAGACUGAAGAGAGGAGACAUGAUCAUGAGGUCACUGCAGAUCCGUUUAUUAUUGUGUCUGAACAAGACGAGGAAGGAUACGACGCUCCCAAGGUCCUGGGUGAUAUCUUCGAGUCUGUGGCUGGCGCAGUAUUUUUGGACAGCGGUAUGGAUUUCACGAAGAUCUGGGACGUAUAUUACUGUAUGAUGAGACCUUACAUCGAUCACUAUUCAGUGCAUAUACCAAUCAAUCCGGUAAGACGCGUCUAUUAAGAAGACAAUGAACGGAACUUCAGCAAAGCAAUACCAUUAUCCAACGGAAAAAUCGGAUGUACUCUGAAGGUGCGCUGGGGAGAGUUUGUUGGUAAAGGCACCAACUAUAGAAUCGCCAAAGCUACCGCUGCCAAGUUGGCAGUGCAGGCCUUCGAAAGAAGCACUUCGAAAUAGACGGGCAUGAAUGAACCAAUCGACUGAGUACUGGCCUGAGAGAUACUGCGCCGACAGGAGACUUUCAGCCAGAAACACAAAGAACUUCUUCUAAAAUAAGUCUGUACUCGCUCGCUCACCAACGUUUUGAGCGGCGCACAUUUCUGGUUCACAACUCAAAAGAUAAAUUAAGAGAAAACAAUACCGUGCUCCUAAAUAAUAUCAGCAUGGCCUUCUCUAACCUGCGAUCAAGCAUUCUCUUUUUCUUUCCCCUUCUGCCGCCCCCCUUCCCCCCCACAAAAAAAGAAAACCCUGAUCGCAGGUUAGAACAGCUCUAAUGUUCAACAGAACUUCUAGAGAGGUACGUUUAAAAAGCAAACUAUACUGUAAAUUACUUUUAGCGACAUUCUCUUGAGUAGAUCAGCUGAACGUGUCUUUGUUGAAGUGCACCUCAUAAAUUAAGCAGUCAAGUUUA
This is a messenger RNA of Orbicella faveolata, 5292 nucleotides long. Its product is annotated as endoribonuclease Dicer-like. Gene Ontology annotation, molecular function: deoxyribonuclease I activity; DNA binding; ribonuclease III activity. Lineage: Eukaryota; Metazoa; Cnidaria; Anthozoa; Scleractinia; Merulinidae. Gene Ontology annotation, biological process: siRNA processing; pre-miRNA processing; apoptotic DNA fragmentation. Gene Ontology annotation, cellular component: cytoplasm; nucleus. The record is from RefSeq and is a predicted model, not a curated record.